Molecule: messenger RNA, 1482 nt
Organism: Truncatella angustata
Lineage: Eukaryota; Fungi; Ascomycota; Sordariomycetes; Amphisphaeriales; Sporocadaceae
Exons: 1
Coding region: 1-1482 (493 amino acids)
Molecular function (GO): protein binding
Source: RefSeq, a predicted model, not a curated record
AUGACCACCGUAACACCCCAAGUCAGCAUCCAGGACCUCCCUCCAGAACUCCUCGGCAUCGUGCAGGAUUUCUUGCCUCUAUACGAUGCUGUUCGGCUAGGCCUAUGCAGUCGUCGUCUCAAGGAGCGUACGGACCCUCAUCUAUGGAAAAAGGUUCUUUGCAAUAUUGAGCAUGAGAAGUCCGGUGGGAUCAGAUACGUUGGCAGAAACAGCGACGGGGAAAGAUGGACCUUUCUGAAAGGUAUCGAGCCACAGGUUCCACAGCUGGAACUCUGUCAUUAUUGUCGGAUUUUCCAUCCUAGAUUGCUUAGUAAUCAAUCGCUAUGGAGGCCCCUAACCACCGAUAUCCAUCAGGAAUGUGAUUGCGAUACGAAGGAGGUCCAAUUCCGCCGCUGGGGUAUUGACUGGGGUUUCGGCUUCCGGGACGUCUAUGCCAUUAUGAUGCGCCAAGCAUUAUCGUUGAAGCAUGGCGUUGCCUUGUCAGAUCUGUGCAUCUCGACAGACUGGACUUUUGCAAGGGCGUACAGGAAUCUCCACAACGCUUCAAGAUCCCCCUUCAAGCGCUUUGUCAGUUAUACGAAGCUCGACACAGAGGCUGUCAUCAGGGACGAACACCUCCUCGUCCACAGGAUACAACGGCUGUGGAUGCCUAUCCAUCUCCAAGGGACGGAUGUUCUGGUUCGUUACGGUGCAGGGGAUAUCGCAGGUGAUUUCAAGAUUUGUGCGCACCAUGGUCCGCAAUCUGGCGAAAUGAUUAACAACUUCACCAUCCCGCUUCGCGAGGGCAUCAAGUAUGUCCUGGCUGCUCGGAGAAUGACCAGUAGUGAUGAGGAUGGGCCAUUGCCCUACAUCAUUAAAAGGUGUGAGGACUGUCCUACAGAAUACGCCAUCUCAUGUCAUGUACAUGAUGACAACAGCGUUGAGGUUGUGAUAAAUGUCUGGCAAAACCUAGGCACCUGCCAAAGUCCUCAGACUUCUGGUUGGCUCAACUGCUGGGGUAUGCUUAAUGUGCGAUUGUGCGAGACACCAGACGAUACAUCAAGAACUGCGUGGUACCACUCCGGGGUGGGCUAUGUAGCCGAUGCCACUCUAUUCCAAACCCGCGCUGGGACGUCGGCCGUUGGCCACCCUUCCUCCGCGCCGGUGUUGCGGGAAUGGUCGCAAAUUCAGGGACAAGCCGCUGCUUCCCUACAAGCGCCGGGUAGGAACAACUACCUUGACGUUGUCCCUCAACUCUCGACACAUCAUUUCAGGAAAAUCCGCUCGAGCAUCAUCAACGCUCGGUAUGAGACCGGCCCCCGACGACCUUUGCAUCCUUUUCGCCAUGAGUUUAGAGGAAACGAUGGCCAGUUUGUGCCGACGGAUCGUCUGAGAUAUACACGUUCGCUGUAUUGGGGCAAGAAUCAAUUGAACCCUGUGAUUCAAAUAGACACAAAUGCGAAUCAAACAGACACACGGACUGUUGAAGCGCCUACCAACUAG